Cutaneotrichosporon oleaginosum is the source of this 2055-nucleotide messenger RNA. RefSeq lists its product as uncharacterized. Gene Ontology annotation, biological process: nuclear-transcribed mRNA poly(A) tail shortening. Gene Ontology annotation, cellular component: P-body. Gene Ontology annotation, molecular function: mRNA binding; protein binding. The record is from RefSeq and is a predicted model, not a curated record. Lineage: Eukaryota; Fungi; Basidiomycota; Tremellomycetes; Trichosporonales; Trichosporonaceae.
AUGGCCUCGUCUACUCUCCGUCCCCACCGCUCUCCCUCUCCUUCACCCGGCUCUGGUCAAGCCAUCAACCCCAACAACCCCGCGAAGCUUACGCGUCAAUCACUCGGUCCGCCCACCACGUCUGGCAACUCGUCGGCGGCGCGCGGUUUCGGCGCACUUGGCACUUCGCCCAGCAACAGCUCGGGCUUCUCCUCCCAGCCCCGCCACGUCUCGAGCUCGGUCGCCAUGGGUCUCGGCAGCAUGUCCAACCAACGCGACUCGCUCUCCCCGCGCCCCGCGACGCUGACCGGCCGCGCCGUCAGCGGCAGCUCUAACCAGGGGCGCCCCUCGUCCGAAUUCCUGCCCACUGGCGCAGCGCGCGAGCAGGCCCGGACGCCCGAGGCGGAGCAGAUUGACCAGUGGUUCAAGCACCUCGCCUCGUGGGAGGCCACUCUCGAGGAGAUGGCCGCGGCGAGCACGGACCAGAACUUCACUGAGGAGCUUGGUGCCAUUGAGCAGUGGUUCCGCGUUCUGUCCGAGGCCGAGCGAACCGCCGCGCUGUACUCGCUCCUCCAGCACUCGACUCCUGUGCAGAUCCGUUUCUUCCUCAGCGUUCUCCACCACAUGGCUCAGGCAGACCCGUUGACCGCGAUGCUGUCACCAAACCCCGCGGCUGGCCCGGCUGCCGCCGCCGCUCACUCCCAGAUGGACAGCAAGCUCGCUGGCAUGGGUCUCAAGUCGCCAUCCGCUGGCGGCGGCGGUGCCGGCUUUGCUGGCUCGCCCACUACAAACAACUACCUUGCGCCCGAGUCGGCUCUUGAGUCGGCCAUGUCCAAGCCCAAGAUACGCCAGAACCGCAUCUCGGCCCCAGGUACGCUGACUUCGUCGAACGAGUCGCGCUGGUCGAGCAACCUUGACCAGGUCAUUGAGCGUGGUCCUUCGCCAGGCCUCGAGAGUGUGCGUAGCCGCAGCCCUCAGCCUGACAUGCGCCCCAAGUCGACCGACUUUGCAGGUGGCGCUGGCGCCCACGACGACCGUUACCACUCGCACUCGGCGAACACCCCGCGUCUCAGUGCUGGCCCUGGCUCGCUUGGUCUCGGCCUUCCCGGCUCGGACCAGUCGCCCAACGCGACUAGCCCACUGCUUAACCCCUCAGGCAACUGGUCGUCGAUGCAGAACACGCCCAUGAACACCAUGUUCCACCAGGACAAGGAGGUCAACUUGGCGUCCAGCCUUGCCAGCUUGCAGAUGGCCGCUGGCGCAGCGGCUGCCGCCAAUCGCGUUCAACUUGAAGAUGCCCGCAAGUACCGCCGUCCCAUGGGAGGUCCCUCGGCGCCCUCAAGCCGCAACGUCUCGGGCGCGUCGGCGUACGGUGACGACGACGGUCGUACGUCGCCCUUCCCGCCCUCGGGCAACGCCUUUGGAUGGAACAACGGGGGCAGCAACCGUAGCGGCGGCGACUUUGGUGGUUUGGGUCUCGGCGACCCAAGCCUUGCCAAUCUGAACAUGAAUCUCGCAAGCCUCAACCUCGGUGGGAUCAAUGCGCUCAGCAACCCUCUCGCUAGUCCCAACGCCAUGCAGGUCUUGGCGCUUGCGCAAGCUCAGGCUCAGGCCCAGGCCCAGGCGCAGCAGGUUGCGCAGGCCGCGCAAGCGCAGCUUGGGUACGGUGGGAUGGGGCAGAACCUGAACGCGCCGCGUCCCAGCAACCGCGUCCCCUCUGGGCGCCGCAGCCCCAUGAUGGGCCACAAGGCGGCAAGCCCCGGCCCCGCCGGCGCAUUGGGCGGUGGUGGUGCGGGUGGUGGUGCGGGUGUCGCGGGCCCCGACGACGUCGACCAAAAGGUCCUCGAGGAUGUCUCGACGUGGCUGCGCGUCCUCCGUCUCCACAAAUACACCACCAACUUUGAGAGCUCGCACUGGCGUGACAUGGUCAUGAUGAACGAGGGCGACCUUGAGCGGCACGGCGUGACGGCGCAGGGAGCGCGCAGCAAGUUCCUCAAGGUGUUCUACAAUGUGCGCACCAAGUUUGACAUUCCACACCCGCCCGGGCAGGAGGAGUUUGCCCCCACCAAGGAGUAG